AUGUUUCCUCCAGAACUCGCCAUACACGUCUGUUCCUUUCUAGAUUCACAGACAGACAAGCAGGUUCUCCUGAACUGUGCCCUGGUUGAUUCUACCUGGCUCUCAGCGGCUCAGCCUAUCAUCUUUAGGGAUCUAACUCUCAAUCUGACCUCUCCUCGUCAUGAGGAUCAUGAAUACCUUUCCGCCCAAUCCAUCCGUGCUCACGAAAACCUGCUGGAGGCACUCGAUAUCCAUCCUCACCUUGCUUCAUAUAUCCGACACCUUCGCCUAAAGAACCUUGAAAACGAGAGCUCACGCGGCGGGAAAGUUACAAGCUGGGUCAAUGAAAGUCUGUCCCUCGCUCGAGUACUUAGGAGACUCACUAAUGUCCGAUCAUUGAUACUAUUUCGUGUUGGAUAUCCCACCAUCCUUCCCACUCUUCAGGAAGCCAUACGGAACCUCUUCCAGCUCGGUUCAAUCACCAGUUUGGACAUUUCCUAUGCGACCUUCCCUUCCUUUUCACAAUUCAUAGGCUUCAUCUCUAGCCCAAAGCUUCCCACGUUCAUUUCCUUAUCAUCCCUUAAAUUCCUUGAGGAGGGCUUUUCUGAGACCCCUUUCACGGAUGGCGUCACCCUUACAACACCCGGUUCUCGUCCCAUCACCCGUCUCCACCUCUCGCUCAUUCACAUCAUGCCUUUCAUAUCGUGUUUCGCUUCGCCUCACUGCCCGUUUGAUUUUACGAGUUUGGAAACCCUGCAUUUGCACGCGCUGCGCGAUAUUGGCCAUGGGAGUCAUUCGAUGAUGGAUCUUUUUCGACUCGUCGGCAACAGCCUGAAGCACCUAGAACUUGAAAUGAUACUGGGCAAUGCCAUCGGUUUUCUUGACCUCCUUCCUAGUCUCAAGACGCUUACGCUUGCAAUACAGCAAACAGUGGAUUAUAGUCCUGUUCCCCGGAUUACGUCCCUUUUGACUGCCUCUACAUCACCACCAACAAAUAUCGAGUCAAUUAACCUUCAUUUCGAUGUUUUCGAGCUCAGAGCAGGGUUCCUACCAACAUUUAAGGCUUGGAGGACCCUGGAUUCCCUGUUUUCCGAUGUAUCACGAUUCCCCGCGUUGAAAACUGUGACGAUACAUCUUCCUAACGAUUCAGCCCUCCCACUGAACGUUGUCGAGGAGCAGUUUCAGACACUAAUGGCGGAUGACAGACUGAAGGUGGUGAAGGGUUUGAUGAUCUUAAAAUCACUGAGAAUGUAG
Marasmius oreades (fairy-ring Marasmius) is the source of this 1233-nucleotide messenger RNA. RefSeq lists its product as uncharacterized. The record is from RefSeq and is a predicted model, not a curated record. The transcript has 2 exons. Bases 1 to 1233 code for a protein of 410 amino acids. Lineage: Eukaryota; Fungi; Basidiomycota; Agaricomycetes; Agaricales; Marasmiaceae.